Spodoptera exigua (beet armyworm) is the source of this 781-nucleotide messenger RNA. Lineage: Eukaryota; Metazoa; Arthropoda; Insecta; Lepidoptera; Noctuidae. The record is from the annotation of a GenBank genome assembly.
UUUUGACAUUGAUGGAACGUGAGUGGGUGCAAUGGUGGGAUAUUUGUGAUAAAUUCUCCAGAUUAAUCAAUAUUACAAACCCAACUCUGUUAUAAAAAUUGUGAAUUCAAGUGUCAAUAUCAAAUUUAGGACGGAAUAAAAUCAAUAAACAUUAAACAUGGAUGAAUAUACAAGAGAACCUUGCCCGUGGCGUAUUUUGGAUGAUUCUGGAGGUGCUUUUAUAAUGGGAGCUAUCGGCGGAGGCAUUUUCCAUUCAAUAAAGGGGUUCAGGAAUGCGCCAGUGGGGUUCAGUAGAAAAAUGCUCGGAAGUUUGGCCGCCUUGAAAGAACGCUCUCCUAUUGUUGGUGGUAACUUUGCAGUUUGGGGUGGAAUGUUCUCCACCAUCGACUGCUCCUUAGUGUAUUUGCGGCAGAAGGAGGACCCUUGGAAUUCUAUCAUGAGUGGGGCACUCACUGGUGGGAUACUUGCAGCUAGAAAUGGUGUCCCUGCUAUGGCUGGCAGUGCUCUAGUUGGUGGCAUACUUUUGGCUUUAAUAGAAGGUAUAGGUAUCAUGUUCUCCAGGAUAACAGCAGACCAGUUUAAACCACAGCAACCCAUAUUCGAGGAUCCAUCAGUGCUAGGUAGCCAAGGACAGGCUCAGAGUCAAUCGUUCCAAUAGUUUAGGUCUUAAGAUUAAAACUGUUCUGAUUGUACAGUCUUGCUCUAACAAUCUCUUCUGUAAUACCAUCUUAAAACUUCACUCUUUAUUAUUUAAAAUACGUCUUCUUUGUCUAGAAUUGUA